GACGACGCCACCACCUCCUCCCCCUCCAUGGCUGCCGCUCACCCGGCUGCCGCUGCUGCAUUGUGGGAAGCGGCCGUCUCAGUCGGUCCCACCUCACUCGCCGCCGCCGCCGCCCAGACCGGCUCCUGCACCACCAGCAGCAGCAGCAACACCACCACCAGCUGCAGCAGUCGCCGGCGCCGCCGCUGCCAUGGGAGCUGUAACCGACGAUGAAGUUAUUCGCAAGCGACUUUUGAUUGAUGGAGAUGGUGCAGGGGAUGACAGACGAAUUAAUUUGCUGGUGAAGAGUUUCAUCAAGUGGUGCCAUUCUGGAUCUCAAGAAGAAGGCUAUACUCAGUAUCAGCGCAUGCUCAGCACUCUUUCACAAUGUGAAUUUUCAAUGGGAAAAACAUUACUAGUGUACGACAUGAAUCUCAGAGAAAUGGAGAACUAUGAAAAAAUCUACAAAGAUAUAGAAAACAACAUAGCUGCAGCUCAUGAAAAAAUUGCUGAGUGCAAGAAGCAAAUUCUUCAAGCAAAAAGGAUACGAAAAAACCGCCAAGAAUAUGAUAACUUGGCUAAAAUAAUACAGCAACAUCCAGAUAGACAUGAAACAUUGAAGCAGUUGGAAGCUCUGGGAAAAGAACUGCAGCAUCUGUCUCAUAUCAAAGAAAGUGUUGAGGACAAACUGGAGUUGAGACGAAAGCAAUUUCACGUUCUUCUGAGCACCAUCCAUGAACUUCAGCAAACACUGGAAAAUGAUGAGAAGCUUUCAGAAGCUGAAGAAUCAUCAGAUGCUCCCAUGGAAGCAGAAGAUAAACAAUAGAUGUGUAUAGCUCAGAAAUCUGGUAAUUUGUUUUCCUGAAGAUGAUUAAAUAAAUUUUGAAUUCAUUUUGUGUAUUAUUUCUUUGUCCAAAGUAACUAUAUUAUGUUUCUACCUGAAUGAAUUUCCAUGGUUAUAUACAAUAAAUUCUUGAAAUUACACA
Molecule: messenger RNA, 965 nt
Organism: Notechis scutatus (mainland tiger snake)
Lineage: Eukaryota; Metazoa; Chordata; Lepidosauria; Squamata; Elapidae
Gene: THOC7
Product: THO complex subunit 7
Biological process (GO): mRNA export from nucleus; mRNA processing
Cellular component (GO): THO complex part of transcription export complex
Source: RefSeq, a predicted model, not a curated record